Messenger RNA from Aspergillus aculeatus ATCC 16872, 333 nucleotides. RefSeq names its product thioredoxin family protein. NCBI's taxonomy places the organism in Eukaryota, Fungi, Ascomycota, Eurotiomycetes, Eurotiales, Aspergillaceae. Gene Ontology annotation, molecular function: protein-disulfide reductase activity. The record is from RefSeq and is a predicted model, not a curated record. The transcript is spliced from 2 exons. The coding region runs from base 1 to 333 and encodes 110 amino acids.
AUGUCUGGCCACGGCAAGGUUCACCAGAUCACUUCCACUGAGGAGUUCAGAGAGAAGGUCACCAACUCCCAGGACGCCAUUGUCCUCGACUGCUACGCCACGUGGUGCGGUCCCUGCAAGGCCAUCGCCCCCAAGGUCGCCGCUUUCAGCGAACAAUACCCCCAGGCCAAGUUCUACUUGAUCGACGUCGACGAGCUCUCUGAGGUCGCUGCCGAACUCGGUGUCCGCGCCAUGCCCACCUUCAUGCUGUUCAAGGGCGGCGAGAAGGUCAACGACGUUGUCGGUGCCAACCCCCCCGCUCUUGAGGCCGGUAUCAAGGCUCUCCUCGCAUAG